AUGGCCUCUCUCGCCCCGUCGCUGCAGCGCGCGCAGAUGCCCGUGCGAAGGGCCCUCGCCGCCUCGCCCGCCCUCCGCUCCCUCGCCACGCUCCCGCCUCAUCCCGCCGACCCCAGCGAAGCCGUCAAGCAGCCGUCGUCGUCAUCGUCGCGCCCGCGGACGUACUUCAAGGACAAGGCCGUCGGCGACUUCUCCGACUUCGUCGCGACCUCGUCCCCCGCGCAGGCGCUCUCGCCCAGCGACGCCUACGAGCUCAAGACGGCCGAGGUCGGCCCCGCGGGCAAGAAGCGCACAAUCACCCGCCUGCCUGAAUGGCUCAAGACGUCCAUCCCCGCCGGCAACGACAACUACAAGAAGAUCAAGUCGGACCUGCGCGGCCUGGGCCUGCACACCGUCUGCGAGGAGGCCCGCUGCCCCAACAUCUCCGAGUGCUGGGGCGGCUCCGACAAGAGCGCCGCCACGGCCACCAUCAUGCUCAUGGGCGACACCUGCACCCGCGGCUGCCGCUUCUGCAGCGUCAAGACGAGCCGCGCUCCCGCCCCGCUGGACCCCCACGAGCCCGAGCACACGGCCGAGGCCCUCGCGCGCUGGGGGCUGGGCUACGUGGUGCUGACGAGCGUGGACCGCGACGACCUCGUCGACGGCGGCGCGCGGCACUUUGCCGAGACGAUCCGCAAGAUCAAGCACAAGAAGCCGUCGUUGCUGGUGGAGGCCUUGACGGGCGACUUCGGGGGCGACUUGGACAUGGUCAAGAUCGUGGCGGAGAGCGGGCUGGAUGUGUAUGCGCACAAUGUCGAGACCGUCGAGGGCCUGACGCCGUAUGUGCGCGACAGGAGGGCGACGUUCCGGCAGAGCUUGAAGGUGCUCAACCACGUCAAGGAGGUGCGCGGCAACGAGGGCAUCAUCACCAAGACGAGCAUCAUGCUCGGUCUGGGCGAGCAGGAGCACGAACUCAUGGAUGCUCUGAGAGAGCUGCGAAAAGCCAACGUCGACGUCGUCACCUUUGGCCAGUACAUGCGCCCGACCAAGCGCCACCUCAAGGUCGAAAAGUACGUCACCCCCGACGAGUUCGAGAUGUGGCGCCAGCGAGCCCUCGACAUGGGCUUCCUCUACUGCGCGAGCGGGCCCCUCGUGCGGUCGUCCUACAAGGCCGGCGAGGCCUUUAUCGAAAACGUGCUGCGGAAGAGGGCCGGCGACAAGGCGGCCGCUGUUGCGAGCGAGGGGCUGGGGAAGGCGGUGGCGUUGGAUGCGACGAAGGCGUAG
This is a messenger RNA of Trichoderma citrinoviride, 1263 nucleotides long. Its product is annotated as Lipoate synthase. NCBI's taxonomy places the organism in Eukaryota, Fungi, Ascomycota, Sordariomycetes, Hypocreales, Hypocreaceae. Bases 1 to 1263 code for a protein of 420 amino acids. Gene Ontology annotation, biological process: lipoate biosynthetic process. The transcript has 2 exons. Gene Ontology annotation, molecular function: 4 iron, 4 sulfur cluster binding; lipoate synthase activity. The record is from RefSeq and is a predicted model, not a curated record. Gene Ontology annotation, cellular component: mitochondrion.